AUUUUUUCAUAACUUUAUUAGAUAAAGGUUAAAUGCACAAAAAUACUGUGGAGAGUUGACUGAGGGCUGUGGGUUGCAGGGCUGUCUUGGUCACAUGAAACAAACAUCCCUUGCCAAGAACCAGGAAGGAGUUCACUUACAUAGUCAGCAUCCCAAACCACUAGGUCCUAAAGACAUCCCACACAAAUAUCAGCAGUGGGAUCACCAGGAUUACAAGGCACAAAAGCUUCUAUUAAUGUCAAACUAUUAUCCUGUCUCAUUAAUAACUGACCUGCAAUGAAGUGUUUGCCACUGAUCUGCACAUGUUGACUGUCCAUGUUCCACAGUUUACUGCUGUCAUGCUCUCUGCAAACCUCCUGAAGCCACACUUCUCUUCUUUUACUAUCACUCUUUUGGGUAAUAAAAAUCUUAACCUGAUUGUUUUUAUCAAUUGACAUGCAACACCUGGAAAUGGCUCUGAAGUGACUCCGAAGGUGGCAGAUUCAUUAGUCCAACAUGCUUCUGUUGUGUUCUUUAUGUUAACUUGUGCAACAAAAUUUCGGACCUUUGGAAAAGAGUAAUGAAUGUUUUCUUUCACUGUUGGGGUUUAUGUGUUGGCUCUCGCUGACAUUUGUGCUGAGUGUGUGCAUGUGUGGUUGUGCUGAGAUCUGCUGGAUGGAUGCUCCCUCCCAACCUGCAGAUUGGGUGCUUUAUGUCUCUCCUCCUCCCUUCCCCUUCGCCCUCCCUCCCUCCCUCCCUCACUAUAAAAUCCACACUGUCGCAGGAGUACUGACCUGCAGAGGAGCUCAAGUGUAAGUCAGAGAAAGACGGAAAUAAAACAGAAGACUGCACUUGCCUUCCCCUGGCUGACGGUCUUUCAAUAAUCUGCAGUCAUGGCCAGAAACCUGUUGAAGAAUCCCAGUGGGGAAGAACAGCUGGAAUUCUGGGACCUGACGGAGAACGGAGGGAGUCAGUGGAAGGUGGAGGACAUGCCGGGAGACUGCGGCUUCGAGUUCUGCACUGAGGGAGUGACCAAAUACUUUGCGACCUCUUUUGAGCUGUGUCUGAAGAGACAGGUGAUCGACUUGUUAGCGGAGGGUUACUCUUCUGGACAGCUGGACACUCAGCCUGCUGUCACAGUGGAAGACUGGUACUGCGGGAGGACCGACUGUGGUUGCACCUACCAAAUUACAGUGUGUCUGCUGGAUGAGAAUCACGAGGUCAUACAGGAGUUCAAGCCUGAACCGGUGACUCUUGACCCCGAUUGUGACGACUGCUCGUGGAAACAGGUCAGCCAUACAUUUUCUGACUACGGCCCUGGAAUGCGUCUCAUCUCCUUUGAACAUGGAGGUCAAGACACCAAGUUUUGGGACGGUUGGUUUGGAGUCCGAGUCACUGGGAGUUCUGUUACUGUCGAGGUCUGAACAGGAAGAAAAGGAAGUCAAAGGAGAAGGGAACCACGGAGUUAGGAAUUGUGAAAGGUGACGGAGGGAGGUGGAGGCCUCCAGACUAACAGAGUGGAGUGUAGGUUUUGAGGUUACAAGAGGACCAGCUUUGCCUUACGCGCUGACUGUAUGCCUCUGUAUAUUAUGGAAACAUUCUGCUGCUAUGAAGAAAACAAAAACGCUGGUGGUAACAUGUCAGCUUUAUUAAUCUCAAAAUAUUCAAAUUAUUACUUGCAACACAGUAGUUAUAAUUAAAUAUGAUUUAAUAACUACUACCUCUGCAUAUUGACAUAGUGACCCUGGUUUUAAACUAAAUGAUGUGUUUGGUGGGUGGGGGUGUUGUACACAGUCAAAUGGGUUAUCAUUCAGACUAAAAUUGAAAUAAAUGAUCAACGUCA
This is a messenger RNA of Scatophagus argus, 1822 nucleotides long. RefSeq names its product F-box protein 2 (gene fbxo2). Gene Ontology annotation, molecular function: ubiquitin protein ligase activity. Gene Ontology annotation, cellular component: cytoplasm; SCF ubiquitin ligase complex. Lineage: Eukaryota; Metazoa; Chordata; Actinopteri; Scatophagidae. Gene Ontology annotation, biological process: SCF-dependent proteasomal ubiquitin-dependent protein catabolic process; glycoprotein catabolic process. The record is from RefSeq and is a predicted model, not a curated record. The transcript has 6 exons. Bases 873 to 1403 code for a protein of 176 amino acids.